This is a messenger RNA of Ogataea parapolymorpha DL-1, 717 nucleotides long. RefSeq lists its product as uncharacterized. The transcript has a single exon. The record is from RefSeq and is a predicted model, not a curated record. Gene Ontology annotation, molecular function: zinc ion binding; DNA-binding transcription factor activity, RNA polymerase II-specific. Gene Ontology annotation, biological process: regulation of DNA-templated transcription. Lineage: Eukaryota; Fungi; Ascomycota; Pichiomycetes; Pichiales; Pichiaceae. Bases 1 to 717 code for a protein of 238 amino acids.
AUGGACUCUUCGAACCAGGCUGAUACCAGAGCGCCUCCAGCAAACGCCGGCAGAUUGCCCUUUGCACCUAAACACUCGCACGAGCCGCACGAGCCACUAAGCAUGCCUAGUUUGAACCCUAUGUUGUCAGACUUCGCCCUGUACGCGCCCUCGCCGUACCAGAACUACAACUACGCCAAUCCUCAGCAUGAGCAGCGUCUCAGGAACGCACCUGCCAGCCCAACAUAUUACCAGCACUCACACAAAGUACACGAGCCGUCUUCUAUGCAGAGAAACAUACGACGCAGCGCCAGUCUGGGCAAUCCGCCCCACGACCUUGGGCAUGAGGAGCCCCAGGUACUGUGCUACGACAUGGAAUCGAGAACGUACAAGAUGGUGAGCCAGGCUGUAGUUGAAAGUUCGAACGGUCUGCUACAACCUGUUGCUGAGAGCCCGACGGAAUACUCGCCGUGUUCCGGCUCUGGCUCGCCAGAAAAGGCAAAGAGAUCGCGAAGAGGGUGUUUGACGUGUCGACAGCGCAAGAAAAAAUGCUGUGAAACGAGGCCAACGUGUUCGGAGUGCUCACGACUCAUGAUUCGUUGCAGAUGGCCUGUGCCCGGGAGCGAGCGCAAAAACCGGUCGAAGAACAAUGCCAUCAGCCCCGACGAGAUGGUCCACGAGGCGUACGGGGUAAUCAAGAUCCUGAGGGGGGUGGUGGACUACAAGGUUGAAGGAUGA